This is a messenger RNA of Onychostoma macrolepis, 1281 nucleotides long. RefSeq lists its product as uncharacterized. The transcript has 5 exons. The coding region runs from base 280 to 1173 and encodes 297 amino acids. Lineage: Eukaryota; Metazoa; Chordata; Actinopteri; Cypriniformes; Cyprinidae. The record is from RefSeq and is a predicted model, not a curated record.
AGUCGUCUCCGCCAUUAGUGUCUUAUGCGCUUUGCUGUAGUAUUUCAGAUUUUGAAACAUAAACGCACUUCUUCUUUAGUAGAGCAUACAAAGUAAUGUAAAUUAAUUAGUCAGUCACAGUCGGUAUAAAAAUAUAUAUGUUUUUCUUUUGGCAUUCAGUGGGUUUUCUUAACAAUAUCGUGCUUGACCGUCGGGGUGUGGGUGCGGUUCAGAAACAAACAACGAUAUUCCUAUUAAUCGUAUCCGUCGAAAUCUGAUUUCUCAGGAAUCUUAAACAAUAUGAAGAGAACUUUCAAAUUCUUUGAGAUCUUAAUACUGAUGUGCGGUGUGUUUGGUGCUGCAGAUGAAGUGAAGACCGUGUCAGUGAUGGAGGGAGAUUCUGUCACUCUAAACCCCGAUCUCACUCAAAUACAGGGAGUUAUUCAAAUAAUGUGGAGGUUUGGAGAUCCAGUUUUGACCAUUGCCAGAAUUGAUGAAGAUGGGAACUCAUUUUCUGAUGAUGAGAGAUUCAGAUUCAGAGGCAGACUGCAGCUGAAUCAGACCGGAUCUCUGACCAUCAAAAACAUGAGAAUCAAACACUCUGGACUUUAUCAACUAAAAAUCGACCACAACUCUGGGAUCUCAGAUCAGAAAUUCAGUGUUACUGUAUAUGAGUCUCCAUCUGUUUUUGCUGGGGCUGGAGCUGAAAUGAAGAUCAUGUCAGUGAUGGAGGGAAAUUCUGUCACUCUUCAUGUUCCUCAACUACAAGGAAAUGAGCUGAUAGUGUGGAGGUCUGGAGAUGAAGGAAAACUCAUAGCUAAACAUGAUACAGAGGCCAAGAGCUCACCAUUAUAUGAUACUGAUGAGAGAUUCAGAGACAGACUGGUGCUGGAUCAGACUGGAUCUCUGAUCAUCACAAACACCAGAAUCACAGACUCUGGACUUUAUACAGUGAAGAUCAGCAGCAACACACAGACCUUAUACAAGAGAUUCACUGUCACUGUCAGUGUUCCAGAUUCAGUACCAGGUCUGUCUCCAGCUGCUGUAGCAGGGAUAGUUGUUGUUGUUGUUGUUGUUGUUGUUUAUCUGCUGGUGUCUACAACUGUAGUUGGUUUGAUAUGCUACCGUCGCCACAGGACCACUAAUCUACCAACCCAAACGUGGUCAGUGCCGGCGGAGAUUGUAUCACUCUAAACCCUGAGACUGAAAUACAGACCAGUGAUGAGAUACAGUGGCUGUUUGGAGCUGAAGAGACUCUCAUAGCUGAAAUCAGAAGAAAGACCAGAGAGAUUACUAAAUAUG